Molecule: messenger RNA, 908 nt
Organism: Euleptes europaea (tarantolino)
Lineage: Eukaryota; Metazoa; Chordata; Lepidosauria; Squamata; Sphaerodactylidae
Gene: GOLPH3
Product: golgi phosphoprotein 3
Exons: 4
Coding region: 1-897 (298 amino acids)
Biological process (GO): Golgi vesicle budding; Golgi organization; Golgi to plasma membrane protein transport
Cellular component (GO): cytosol; Golgi cisterna; trans-Golgi network
Molecular function (GO): phosphatidylinositol-4-phosphate binding
Source: RefSeq, a predicted model, not a curated record
AUGACUUCCCUCACCCAGCGCAGCUCGGGCCUGGUGCAACGCCGCACCGAGGCCUCCCGCAGCACCGACAAGGGGGCCGGCGGGGGCGGCGGGGGCGGCGGCGGCGGCCCCGAGGAGGAGAGCCGGCGCGACGAGCCCGGCGGCGACGACGACAAGGGCGACUCCAAAGAGACGCGGCUCACCCUCAUGGAGGAGGUGCUGCUGCUGGGCCUCAAGGACCGAGAGGGUUACACAUCAUUUUGGAAUGAUUGCAUUUCCUCUGGGCUGCGUGGCUGCAUGUUGAUUGAGUUGGCACUGAGAGGGCGUCUUCAGCUGGAGGCGUUUGGAAUGAGGCGCAAAAGUCUAUUAACUAGAAAGGUGAUCUGCAAAUCGGACGCUCCUACAGGGGACGUUCUACUUGACGAAGCCCUGAAGCACAUCAAAGAGACGCAGCCUCCUGAAACAGUGCAGAACUGGAUCGAGCUGCUCAGCGGCGAGACAUGGAAUCCGUUAAAAUUGCACUACCAGCUACGGAACGUACGCGAGCGAUUAGCCAAAAACCUGGUGGAAAAGGGGGUUUUGACUACAGAGAAGCAGAACUUUCUUCUCUUUGACAUGACCACGCACCCUCUCACCAACAACAACAUAAAGCAGCGCCUCAUCAAGAAAGUCCAGGAAGCUGUUCUCGACCGAUGGGUGAAUGACCCCCACCGCAUGGACAAGCGCUUGCUGGCGCUCAUUUAUUUAGCCCACGCCUCGGAUGUCCUCGAGAACGCUUUUGCCCCCUUGCUGGAUGAGCAGUAUGACCUAGCGACGAAAAGGGUGCGGCAGCUCCUGGAUUUAGAUCCCGAGGUGGAAUGUAUGAAGGCCAACACCAACGAGGUCCUGUGGGCAGUGGUGGCCGCCUUCACUAAAUAACUGCAAUCAGA